This is a messenger RNA of Heteronotia binoei (common prickly gecko), 2353 nucleotides long. RefSeq names its product coiled-coil domain containing 157 (gene CCDC157). NCBI's taxonomy places the organism in Eukaryota, Metazoa, Chordata, Lepidosauria, Squamata, Gekkonidae. The transcript is spliced from 10 exons. The coding region runs from base 67 to 2337 and encodes 756 amino acids. The record is from RefSeq and is a predicted model, not a curated record.
UUUCUCUUGUUCCAAGCCCGUCUGUUCUAUUUCUGAGGUGCUGUGGAAUGAUAUCAGAGUGGUAAUAUGGCAACUUUGCUGGGCAGCCAAAACUGUAUGGAAAGUUUGAGGAAGGAUAUCACCGAUCUGCAAGGAACGGUCAUCAGUGUUUUCUCCCGAGCUGGAGCUGUGCGCUAUCCUUCCUGGAAGUUUCCUGACAAGGUGUCCUGUGACCUGGACCUGGUGGCUUUGCUGGACUAUUACGACUAUGUCGAGAAUGAUCCAGAAUUUACUCAGCACUCCCAUGUGGUUCUUCUGGAACUAGUGAUUGACAGGCUGCUGUUGCUGCUUCAGAGCUUUGCAGCAUACACUGAGAAUGUGAUCAGCGAACAAGCCGUGCCUCCAUCCAGAGUGACAGGAUCCUACAUGUCUAUUGGGCUGGCUGUGAAGAAGUAUUGGAACAGCAUGCUGAAACUGGGGACCGUCUAUCAGCAGCUUGUGGCCGAGAAAAAACAUAAUAGAGAAGAUCUCUCCAGCUUGAAAUAUUCCCUGCAGGUGGCAAGAGCUGAGAGUGGGCGUUUUAAAAGCUGCCCAUCAGCCCUUUCGGAGUCAGAUGUGACUUUGCCCAGUCUCCGGUCUUCUCCAUUGACCGUGUCCGUGAGCAGUGGGCUCAUGGACAGUGCCAUCAGAGUUUCAUCUCAGGCAGAAAUAAGCCAGGGUGUUGCUAAGCAUGUCCGGAGCAUCCAUUCUCAAACCAUUGAGUCAUCCCUGGUACCGUGUGAUGCAUGCGAGAGGGCCCAGGUCAGCCUGAAGGAAGUGGGUAACGCCAUCAUCCACAUCUGCAGCAGUCAGAACCUCCCAUCAUCUCUGAGACGAUUCCUUCAUAUGAUUGAGGAAACCCUCGGUCAGAAACCCCUCACGGCCACGGACAUGGGCUACUGGGCAUCCGAGCAAAGCAAGGACCUCUCCCGGAUCAACAAACAUCUCCAGAUGCUGACGGAGCUCGUUAAUCCUUUGAAGGAAGAGCUGGAAGCAGCUGAGAAACAAAAGGAGGAGUUGAAGAAACAGCUGGAGACCUUCCAGAGCUGCCUGGAAAAGGAGAAAGAAGCCCAGGAGCAGCAAAGGAAGGAGGCAGAGCUGCUGUUUGAAAAAAAGAAUGCAGAAAGCCUGCAGCUUGUGGCCACGCUUGAAAAGGACAAAGAGGAUCUCCAGAAAAGACAGGUUUUCUUGGAGGAACAGAUCUCCACCUUGAAAGAGGAGAUUCACCAACAGCAAACUAAUUUCCGAGAGCUGGAGUGGACCAAAAGCAGUCUGCUGCAGGAGAUGCAAGUGAAGAUGGCUGGCAUGGUGGACAAGAGCCAAGUGACCACUCUGGAGGGCCAGCUGGCGGUCCUGUCUUGCCAACUGGACAGCACAAAGCAGCAGCUGAACUGGACCACCACCGAGCUUGAAAAAGAGAAGGCCACAGUGGAGAGCAUGCUACGUCAUAAAAAGUCCCUCCAGGUCAAGCAGAGGGCUCUAAUGCAGCAGUUGGAUAACCUGGACCAGGAAUGUGAGCAGCUAAAAACCAAUCUGGCUGACAGGGAAGACAACACAUACAUGCUGCAGGAAAAGGCAAAGGGCCUCCAAGAGGAGAAGCGGCAGAUCCAGGAUCAAAUGAGAGCACAGCAGGAACUCGUGGAAAGAGCACAGCAGGAAAAACAGAGCAUGGAGCAGUCCGUAUCUGAGCUCCAAAGCACCGUAUCGAAGUUGGGAGAGAUGAACCAGGAGCUGAAAGAGAGGGAAAGACUCUUGGUGUCCUUCCCAGAUCUUCAUCUCCCUGUGGAGACACAGUAUGAAAGCACAGGGGAUAUCAUGGAAGACAUGGAGAAGCAGCUGCAAGCCAACAACAUCCGUAUCAGCAUCCUGGAAGAAGAAAACAUUCGCCUCCGAACUGCUGUAGCCAAGAUGAAGGAGGUGUCACAGCAGGAAGCACCAAAACUUGUACCUCCAACCCAGCUGUGGCUUCAGUCUGCAAAAGUGGAGUGUGAAGACAGCAAGGAGCAGUCUCCCACAGGGCAACAUAUAAUAACAGGUUUCAAAGGAGUAUUGACAAGGUCUCCUAAUAAUCAAGCUGGCCCAGGAAGUAGGGCUCAAAGCAGAUCUCGGAACAGCAAUACUCCCAGCAGAGGCAGCUCCGCUUCCCACCGGACAUCUGUCAGCCCAUUGGAAAAGUCCGCCUCCAUACAGGCUGCCCAGAAGGUAGCAUUCCAGUUCACCUUUCCCUGCAAGGACUCAGCUGUCCACACUUAUGCCAGAGAAAAGGGGAAAAGCAGGAGCCGGCCCCCAGCCCAUUGCACCCGGAACCACCAGAAAUAAAAGCCCUCAAGAGGAA